GAUAUAUUUGCCGUUAAAGAAGAGUAAGAACCCAGUGUCCUGUUGUCAUCGCGUCCGAGCUUGAUUGACAAAAUGUCGAUCAGCGAGAAGCAGGCGGAAGUCAGCGUCAACACUUCUAGCAUCAAGGGCUACCCCACUCCACCACGCAAUGCAGACGAUAAGCUACUCGCUGAACUUGGCUACAAAGCCGAGUUCAAACGCGAGUUCUCGGUCAGUCCCUCCUUAACAACCGCCCGUAUGGAAGCCAAAAUAAUUCUGGCCAGAUGAUCGAGACAAUUGCUUUUGCCUUCUCAAUUAUGGGUGUGGUGGCUUCUGUAACAUCGACAUUCUCAUUUCUAUUGGUCUCAGGUGUGUGCCUACUCUUCAAUGGCAACUACGAAUGAUGCCGAGGUCCGUAGGUGGUCACGUUGGAAUGGUCUGGGGAUGGCUGAUCCCCUGUUUCUUUGUCAUGACGGUGGCAUCUUCAAUGGCGGAGCUGGUAUCAUCAAUGCCGACUUCUGCUGGCCUCUAUUACUUUUCCGCUAAACUCGCACCUCCGAAAUACUCUGCAUUAGCGAGCUGGAUCACAGGAUGGGCCAAUAUCACGGGCCAAGUUACUCUCGUGUGUUCCAUUGACUUUACAUGUGCACAGAUGAUCGCUACCGCGAUUGCAGUGAGCUCUGAUGGAGCAACGAUAGUGAGCUCUGGUGCUACAUACGGCAUCUUACUUGCCAUUCUAUUCACCCAUGGCCUGGUGUGCUCUGCUGCUACGAACGUAUUGGCCCGCUUAAAUCUGUUUUAUGUGAUUGUCAACGUUGGUACCACUAUAGCCGCCAUCAUUGCUCUACUCGUCUGUUCUGGCGACAAUAAAGUAUCCACCAAAGAUGCCUUCACUAUGUUCGAGAACAACACAGGAUGGAGCAAUAAUGGAUGGGCUUUCCUUCUUGCUUUCACAGCUCCGAUGUGGACGCUCACGGGCUAUGACUCCGCUGCGCACAUCUCUGAAGAGGUAGCCGGUGCUCAGCGUACAGCACCCAUUGCAAUCCUCGUGGGUGUAUUCGGGACGCAAGUACUGGGCUGGCUUCUCUCCAUCGCGUGCUCCUUCGCAACGGCUUCAGUAUCCAACUUAUUGACAGGUGCCUUACCACUUCCCAUGGGUCAGCUCUUUCUGGAUGUACUUGGAAAAAGAGGGAUGCUGGCAAUAUGGAGUUUUAUCAUUGUCGUCCAGUUCGUGACGGGAGCUGCACAAGGAGUUGACGCAUCUCGUGUCGUCUUCGCUUUUGCGAGAGAUAAUGCUCUUCCUGGCUCUCGUUGGUGGAAGCGGAUCAACCGGCACACACAAACUCCUGUAAAUGCUGUCUGGUUGGUAAUGGCUAGUGCCGCCGUCUGUGGCUUGUUAGGCUUCUCCGCUGCUGCACUUUCAUCCCUUGCAGGAGCCUCCGUCAUCGGCUUGUACGUGUCUUAUGCAACACCUAUCUUCCUUCGUAUCACAUCGGGCCGUGAUAAGCUAGUCCCUGGCUCCUUCAGCCUGGGAAGGUGGUAUAUGCCUAUUGGGAUCAUAGCAGUUGCAUGGGUAACAUUCAUUGUUGUAUUAUUAUUCUUCCCCCCAUCACAAACAGCCACCCCAGCGGGGAUGAGUACGUAUAUCGACCGAUUCUGAAGGACUUGAUUCGGUUGCUGACAGGAUGGUACAGACUAUGCUGUUGUGAUUAUCAUGGGCGUUUUUGUCUUUGCAUCUAUCUCUUGGGUCGUUUCAGCGCACAAGUGGUUCCAUGGCCCGAUCAAGAAUAUUGAUGAUUCCAUAUCGUCUUUAGAGGGGAAAGAGCUUUGAAAGGUGACAUUUGGUCCAUUGUUGUCAAAGCGCAUCCGUAGAUGUUGGUGACGUAGGUGCAAUCGUUCUGCACCUACUCAGUCGAAAUAGAGAAGCAAUACCUGUGCAUAUAUCCUAUUUAAAUUUGACAAAUAUGUAUAGUGCAUCUAUUCUGUCUCAAAUCAAGAAUAUAAGGUUACUUACCGGCGUCCGGUGAACGGGC
Messenger RNA from Suillus subaureus, 2012 nucleotides. Its product is annotated as amino acid/polyamine transporter I. The coding region runs from base 380 to 1639 and encodes 419 amino acids. Gene Ontology annotation, cellular component: membrane. The transcript has 9 exons. Lineage: Eukaryota; Fungi; Basidiomycota; Agaricomycetes; Boletales; Suillaceae. The record is from RefSeq and is a predicted model, not a curated record. Gene Ontology annotation, molecular function: transmembrane transporter activity. Gene Ontology annotation, biological process: transmembrane transport.